Messenger RNA from Hipposideros armiger (great roundleaf bat), 250 nucleotides. RefSeq names its product WAP four-disulfide core domain 9 (gene WFDC9). The coding region runs from base 8 to 250 and encodes 80 amino acids. Lineage: Eukaryota; Metazoa; Chordata; Mammalia; Chiroptera; Hipposideridae. The transcript is spliced from 2 exons. The record is from RefSeq and is a predicted model, not a curated record.
GACAACCAUGAAGCCCUGGGUUCUCCUACUCAUCAUUCUCAUCUGUGGGGUUGUGACGCUUCUGCCUGUGCUGGGAGGAAUCCGAAGAAACCACGACUUUCCAGUUGAAAGAAGAGAAACUGAACAAUGCUGGGUACAGCCUCCACCACAGCAUUGUGAGAAAAGGUGCUCUAAAUCACAUGGAUGCAUGGAUGUAAAUCAUACAUGCUGCUGGACCUUCUGUGGAGAGAUCUGCUUGGACAAUGAGUGA